Messenger RNA from Eriocheir sinensis (Chinese mitten crab), 1563 nucleotides. RefSeq names its product galactosylgalactosylxylosylprotein 3-beta-glucuronosyltransferase S-like. The transcript has 8 exons. The record is from RefSeq and is a predicted model, not a curated record. Lineage: Eukaryota; Metazoa; Arthropoda; Malacostraca; Decapoda; Varunidae. Gene Ontology annotation, cellular component: Golgi membrane. The coding region runs from base 86 to 1015 and encodes 309 amino acids. Gene Ontology annotation, molecular function: galactosylgalactosylxylosylprotein 3-beta-glucuronosyltransferase activity. Gene Ontology annotation, biological process: chondroitin sulfate proteoglycan biosynthetic process; carbohydrate metabolic process.
AAUUGGCCAAAGAGGAGUGUGCCCACGCAAGAGUCGGACGUCACGCCAGGAGUCCAGCCGUGAAGGGAACCGCGGGCAGUGAAGGAUGUGGCGCCUGCGAGUGACCCGCGAGGUGCUGGCCGUGGUGGCGGUGGCGGAGGCGCUGGUACUGGCGGUGACGGUGCGGCAGCUAGCGACUCUCGAGGCCCGCUGCGAGGACACCCUUCGACACCCACUGGAGGACAGACCGAAGCAGGGAGAGACGGCGGAGGGGGAGGAGUCCUUGGUGUGGCCGCCCCUGUACGUGGUGACCCCCACCUACCGCCGCGCCGCCCAGUUGGCCGACCUGACCCGCCUGGCGCAGACCCUCAGGCUGGUGCCGCGCCUGACCUGGGUGGUGGUCGAGGACGCGAAGGAAAGGAGCGAGGUGGUGGCUGAACUUCUGGAGCGGACGGGUCUGGACUACGCCCACUUGGCAGCCCCCACGCCGGACGAGUACAAGGAAAGGACAAUGUUGGGCCGAGGCGUCUUCAACAGACGCGAGGGACUGCGGUGGGUGAGGCAGCACGCGCACGACGGCGUUCUCUACUUCGCCGACGAUGACAACGCCUACGACGUGCGAAUCUUCCUACAGAUUCGGCGGACCCAGCGGGCGUCGGUAUUCCCGGUGGGUCUGAUCCUGAGGCUGGGCGUGAGCUCCCCCGUAGUGCGCGGCGGCAAAGUGGUGGGUUUCCACGACGCCUUCCAGGCGGGGAGGAAGUUCGCCGUGGACAUGGCUGGCUUCGCGGUCAACCUACGGGUGGUGCACGCCAACCCCGAGGCCACCAUACCUGUGCGGGUCUCCUACCUCGAGGACGGCUUCCUCAGGCAACUCAACCUCGAAUUGGAUGAUCUGGAGCCCCUUGCGUCAGGUUGCACUGAGGUGCUGGUGUGGCACACGAAGACCCAGCCGGCGGCCACACCGUCGCUGGAGCACGUGUCUCACGCCGACGCGGACACCAACCUGAUCCAGCUGUACCACAACCUGCUCCGCUGACCCUCCGCCCUCUCCUCCCUCCCCUCCUCCCUCCACUUCAUCACACUCAACUUCAGCAUGCUUGAAUCUUAUGCAAAGUCCUGCUAUUUUAUCCUCCACAGCCCACUUCCUAGCAUCGAUUAGCAUGCAUGCAAGCAAAUGUGUCAGUGUGUGUGCACAGUUCACCAUGGUCUGAUCACGCGAUAGACUAGCGAUCGCCAGCCACUAUCCUCCCCGAAAGAGGUUGCUCACAAGUGACCGAUCUCUGGAUACGGCUGAAACCUCACACCCACACACACCCGGAACACAACCCCCGACUGACACCCGGUACCCAUUCAUAGCUGGGUGUAAAGGGGUACAAAUUACAGGACUGUCCAUUUGUCUCCACUCCACCCGGGAAUCGAACCCGGGACCUCUCGGUUGCGAGGCGAGGGCGCUAACUAUCGCACUAAGGAGUUUCAUGUGUGUGUGUGUGUGUGUGUGUGUGUGUGUGUGUGUGUGUGUGUGUUGGGUGCUUGUUUUACCUUGUAUUACUAUAUCAAGUAAAAUAAAACGUCACCGUCCACAUA